UGUCUGUCUGUCUGUCUGUCUGUUGAGGUUCUGACUCUUCCUCUAGAAUUCAAUUCCUUCUCGGAUUUUGCAGCUUUUCAAAAAUCCUUUUUUACCCUUCUAUUAUCAAGCCUAGCGACAAAAGGCUGAGAUCCAGUCAUGACUGAGAACCGAGUCGCAGAAGUCCGCAGAGGGAGCGGGGCUGGUAAUGGCCAACUGAAGGCAAAGAAAGUCCGCACGCCGAAGAGUUGUGAUCGUUGCAAGAGCAGGAAGACCAAAUGUAUUGACCCAGUCCCCGGGCCAUGUCGGUACUGCGCACACAUCGGAGCAGAAUGUGGAGUUGCACAGCGCCCAAGACAGAGGCCGUUUUACCAUGUCUCGGAAGAAGAAUAUCGCUGUUCCAUGCAAAUCCUACGACACUUUCUCCCUCGAGACGACCUCAAUCUAGAGACCUUGAGAUCGAUAGCGAAGGAAUUGAAUAUUGGAAACAGUCCUGCUCAAGACUCUACCAAAAGUAAUAGCGUAAAAGACUCAAGUGAGCAGGCGGAUGGUUCGGUUAGCAAUGAGUCGAUUUCAGACACGGAAGAGAUUGGAGAUCUGCAUCACCAAUUAGGAUGCUUAAUGAAGGAUUCUCUAGGAGAGUAUCGAUAUCUCGGAGCAUAUUCAGACAUAGCUUUCAACGCAGCAGUCUGCUCGAUAGCCGAAGCACCAAGCCCGGAACAAGAAGAAUCCAAAAUAAUUGUCCCUCCGAAAGAUUCAUAUCCACCUCAAAAGCCCUCGAGAGUCAAGCUCCUUAGAGAACCCGCAUCACCAAGCCAUCCGUACCUUCCACCGCGUCAAUACUGCGACUACUACGUAGCUCGAUAUUUCGAAGAGGUGCAUUGCAUAUACUGGCUGUAUCCAGUUGAGCAAUUCCAUGCACGGCUGGACGAUACUUAUAUGCAAGGUGGUGGAGCAGCUACAAGCUCGUGGCUUUGCUCAUUGUAUGCAAUAUUCGCGCUUGGUUCUGCUUCGGGAGAGAACUCAAGGAGUACAUUGUACGCUGAUUUAGUGUCUGAGGAGGCGAGGUUGAAUCCAGAUCCCAAGAAUUCGGACGAUUACCUAGCUUUGGCCAAGACGCUCAUACCUGCUGUACAUGAUGAAGCGGAUAUUGACAGUAUUCGGGCUCUUGCCAUUUUGAGUCUUGCACUACUCACAUUCAAGUUCAGAAUCACUUCUUACCUCUACAUGGGAACCAGCAUGCAGAUAGCUUUUUCACUGGGCCUUCAGCAUGAUCAAUCACCGACAAAUCAGAGUCCAAUGUCCAGACAGCAAAAUAGACGGAUAUGGUGGACAUUGUACAUUCUAGAUCAAGAAAUCGCGUCGCGAUGCGGAAGUCCUUGCGUAAGCGACGAGAGAAGCGUGAGAAUACAGACACCCCUACCCUCUGAACAGCUCCUCAACCCGGGCACCAAUACACCUCUCGGAGCCCUUUCCGUCUCCACUUCGCUCUGUCGUCUCAAGCGAGAGAUAAUACAGACGAUCUACCCUGAACGCUCAUCCGACUCCCGGACAAUUUCUUUCCAGAAAGUCACCAGCUAUGUCUCCUCACUUCAGAAAUGGCAAGCCAGCAUGCCCUCACACCUCAAAUGGGGCGUACCCGUAGCUCCAACCCAUCGUCGUUCCAUCGGUAUCCUACAUUUGAAUUACUGGAAUGCUAUGAUGCUCCUCACUCAACCAUUCCUUCUAUAUUCUGUGAUUCGAGGUGCAAGUCUGAACGAUGUACGGAAAGCAUGGUUCGAGAAACUCGGCGAGAUAUGUGUCGAUGCAGCAAAGAAUGCUAUUGUUGUGCUAAAGAGCAUGGAGAAUGAUGGGAGCUUGUCGAGUCUGGUAACUUUCGAUUGUACAUGUACAUUGAAAGUGCUCAUGAUUUUGUGUCUCGCACUAGCGAAACGCGAGUCUACUGAACUGCGAGCCGAGUAUGAGUUCUGCUUGGGGUUGAUUGACAGGAUGGAGCAGAUUGGAUUCUGCAAGAGCGUCAAUGAGGAGUUGCCAUCACAUCUGGCAAGGCUGGGAAUCAAGAAAGAGAGAAGAGAGUCGGGUGCUAGUAUGGAGGUUAGCCCAAAUGCUGUUUCGCAAAUGUGGUCUGGCUUCGACCCGAAUCACAACUACAUCAGCACCACAGGUAAUCUACAGGGUAUGGAAGAUGUUGGCGAUGCUUUCUUGAUGGACAUGGAUCUGUUCAUGGAUAUGGACAUGCAUGGAGCGGGGGAUCUGUUCCAGCCGAAUUUGGAGUUCUUCAAUGGAAGUUUCCAGGCAUUUGAUACUUUAUAAACAUGA
Molecule: messenger RNA, 2298 nt
Organism: Cadophora gregata
Lineage: Eukaryota; Fungi; Ascomycota; Leotiomycetes; Helotiales; Ploettnerulaceae
Exons: 7
Coding region: 139-2292 (717 amino acids)
Biological process (GO): positive regulation of transcription from RNA polymerase II promoter by galactose; DNA-templated transcription
Cellular component (GO): nucleus
Molecular function (GO): zinc ion binding; RNA polymerase II cis-regulatory region sequence-specific DNA binding; DNA-binding transcription factor activity, RNA polymerase II-specific
Source: RefSeq, a predicted model, not a curated record